AUGUCUGCCCCUCAAAGCGAAGCCUUCAAGCAGGCUGUCAUCGACAGCAAGAAGCUUACCUCCAAGCCCAGCAACGACGAGCUCCUCAAGCUCUACGGCCUGUACAAGAUCGGCACUGGUGAGGACUUCUCUAAGGCCACCAAGCCCGGCAUGUUCGACCUGAAGGGCAAGGCCAAGUACAACGCUUGGGAGAAGCUUGCCGAUGAGGGCAAGACCGCUGAGCAGGCCCAGGAGGAGUACAUCGCCCUCGUUAACCAGCUCAAGGAGGCCUACGGCUACGACGCCAACAAGGAGCCCGAGGCUGUUGGCCAGUAA
Messenger RNA from Colletotrichum truncatum, 315 nucleotides. Its product is annotated as acyl CoA binding protein. Lineage: Eukaryota; Fungi; Ascomycota; Sordariomycetes; Glomerellales; Glomerellaceae. The record is from RefSeq and is a predicted model, not a curated record. Gene Ontology annotation, biological process: fatty acid metabolic process. Gene Ontology annotation, molecular function: fatty-acyl-CoA binding.